This is a messenger RNA of Schistosoma intercalatum, 810 nucleotides long. Lineage: Eukaryota; Metazoa; Platyhelminthes; Trematoda; Strigeidida; Schistosomatidae. The record is from the annotation of a GenBank genome assembly.
AUGAAUAAUUGUGAAACUAUUUUCAUUAGAUUAAACCAUGUUAAUAAUAUGAAGAAUUGGAUUUAUCAAUGGAUUAUAUAUUUAUUAAUUUACAAUAUUGUCGUUACAUGUCAAACUAAUGAAAUUUACAAUACGACAUCUAAUCAAGCAUUAACUUGUAAUUCAUUACUUACAAGCAAUGUAUUACAAUAUUAUAUGGAACAAUUAUUAACUCAUUAUGGUAAAGAUAGUGCAUACAAAAUUGGUAAUCCAAUCAAAUUUGGUACUGCUGAAUUUUUCGACAUAAGAAUUAGUGGUUUAUCUGCUGUACAAUUCUCAGAACCAGUUGAUAUUAUUGAUCUACCAUCAGGAAACAUACGAAUGAUAUUUCCGUUAUUGUUUGACUAUCUUGUUAUAAAUGGUAAAAUGAAAAUGAUCAUGUUUGCUACUAAACCUCGGUCGGUUGAAAUUAAAAUUAAAUCAAUCAAAAUAUAUUUGGAUUUACUUCUUAUACAACCAAUGGACAAUGAUGUAUUAUUACCAAUUCGUGUGAACAAAGUUACUGUUAUCCAUUGGAAUAAUCUUCGAUUUGAUAGUAAAGUGCUCAUUUUGAUUAUUGACUACAACCGUGCUAUUCAUCAAUCUAUUGGGUGUUACGUCGGUUAUCGAAUGUUUUGGUCGAUAGGAUUUGAGCUGCACUAAGAGGGCCUUGACACACAUGACAUUGAUCACCAUCCAGUGAUUAAUCAAUUGUGAGUACAUCUCAGCCCGGAUAGCCCAGCGGUAACGUCUCUGACUGGGAAGCUAAAGUGAUACGGGAUCGAAUCUGUC